Molecule: messenger RNA, 1656 nt
Organism: Macadamia integrifolia
Lineage: Eukaryota; Viridiplantae; Streptophyta; Magnoliopsida; Proteales; Proteaceae
Product: protein trichome birefringence-like 5
Cellular component (GO): Golgi apparatus
Molecular function (GO): O-acetyltransferase activity
Source: RefSeq, a predicted model, not a curated record
GGUGGGGGGGAACUGGGGGAGUGUUUCCCCGAUUCUCAAUUAAAAUAAAACAGAACAGAAAAUGGCCAUGCUCCCAAAAUCUGAUGCACUCGUCGCCUCCAAGACCCGUUACACAUUCACGGUCUUCAUUUUCCUUAUUUUACUCCUCACCAUCUUCUUCUUCAGCAAACGAGUUCUAGAGCCUUCCCUCUCCUUUUACAGAGAUCCCUCCAUUCAACCCACUUCUCUCUCUUCGAAGGAAUCCGCAGUUCCUGUAGCCGCAUUGGAUCUUCUGGCUGAUCCACGGCUUGAUGAAGCUCCUCUUCCACAACCCAUUCCCCCAAUCCCUCAACCUUUAUCGAGAACAGAGCUAAAGACUGAAUCCUCUUCUGGUGUUAAGGAAGGGAGGUCAAAUGGUGAAUCUGGUUCAGAGUUUAAUGUGGGUCUCUCAAUUGAGACGAAUUCGUCGCCGAAGAAGGUGCCUAAAAGGUGUGAUUUCUACAAGGGUACGUGGGUCUACAAGGGUACGUGGGUUAAACACAAACAGCACCCGCCCUAUCAGCCGAACGAUUGCCCUUAUGUUGAUGAAGCUUAUAACUGCCAAGGAAAUGGAAGGCGUGACUCAGAGUAUAUGAAAUGGCGAUGGAAGCCUGAAGGUUGUGACCUUCCUAGGUUUAAUGCAACAGACUUCCUUGAAAGACUUAGAGGUAAAAGGUUGAUGCUGGUUGGAGACUCCAUGAACCGCAAUCAGUUCGAGUCAAUCCUCUGCAUCCUGCGUGAAGGGCUAUCUGAUAAGAGCAGAAUGUAUGAGGCUCAUGGAUAUAAAAUUACUAAAGGAAGAGGUUACUUCCUCUUCAAAUUUGUGGACUAUAACUGUUCAGUGGAGUUUGUUCGCUCACACUUCCUUGUCAAGGAAGGGACCCGUGUUAAUGGUCAGGGGAAUUCAAACCCAACCCUAUCAAUAGAUCAAAUUGACAAGACUGCAAAUCGAUGGAAACAUGCUGACAUUCUUGUCUUUAAUACUGGGCACUGGUGGACUCAUGGAAAAACUGCUAGGGGGAAGAAUUACUAUAAAGAAGGUGAUUUUAUUUAUCCUCGGUUUGAUGCUAUUGAGGCUUACAAAAGAGCCAUGGAGACUUGGGGAAAGUGGAUUGAUCAAAAUAUUGAUCCAGCUAAGAAAAUGGUCUUUUACCGGGGAUAUUCUUCUGCCCAUUUCAGAGGUGGAGACUGGGAAUCUGGUGGGACAUGUAAUGGUGAGACACAACCCAUUUUGAGUGGAGCUUUCCUUGAUAACUAUCCUCUGAAGAUGAAGAUUGUGGAGGAGGUCCUCCAUGAAAUGCAAGUCCCUGUGAUACUUUUAAAUGUGACAAGAAUGACCAAUUUCCGCAAGGACGGACACCCAUCAAUUUAUGGUAAGAAACAGAUGGAAGGGCGAAAGACUUCAAGGAGACAGGACUGCAGCCAUUGGUGCCUUCCAGGAGUCCCAGAUGCAUGGAACGAGCUGAUCUACUUGAACUUAUUUUACAGCAAAUGAUUUCAUCAGAUUAGAAAUACGUUGGUUCUGAAUGUUCUCAUUCCAAUAUGGUACUCUUGAUAUUUACUGCAAGGCCAAAUAUGGGAAAAAAAAAAUUAAAAGAAAAAUAUAUCCAAUAUAAUUAAUCUUAACCAUUUUAUUCA